This is a messenger RNA of Lingula anatina, 2039 nucleotides long. RefSeq lists its product as uncharacterized. The record is from RefSeq and is a predicted model, not a curated record. Lineage: Eukaryota; Metazoa; Brachiopoda; Lingulata; Lingulida; Lingulidae.
CCUUGUGCAUGAUUAACUGAACAAAUACCGAAUUGUUACUGAAUCGUUUUACGGGUAUUGACGGGGGCUAGGACUCUCUAUGUAGGACAUAUACAUGGGUCUGAGAUUAAACCAACACUUUAUGUUUAUUGUUAGUUUACUGGGAAGACCUACUCAGCGCUAACUUAACCUACCACCUUACACGAAGGAAUCUAGUAGGAAAUAUGCCGGAUUAACGGGAACUAUGGACGUGUAAAACAGCUCGUCUAGCCUGACGGGCGACAUCGGGUGCCAUGAAAACGAGAGGGACAAAAAGAAGACAAGAAGUAGAUAGCUAGAGUCACCAUGAUGCUGACACUUUGGGAGUGGAAGAAUGUGCAUGAGCCGCCAGCUCCUGUAUCUCCGAUAGUUCCGGGGGGUAUGGUGGUUACCCCCACCCAAGAACAGACGAAAUAUCCCCCAGGAAACCAACAGCAAUACCACGGUUACAAGAAAAACAACGAGCAUCUCCACGGAAAGGAACAGGGAAAGUUUGGAAGUAAAAUAAGCGAUUCUAGGGACAAACAGCGACGUCACCGAACAAACAAGGCAGGCGGCUGUGUCCUUAUCGACAGCCCUAGAGAUGAAGGAAUACAGUAUAGGAAGGAGCUUUUUGACUAUCAGGCAAGGAACAGAGGAAGAUUUUCCCGAGAUAUGCUUCCUAUAACGCCACAGAGGAACUUUCGCUGCAAACAUCCAGCUGGUAUGAACGUUUCCAUUAGCGACAACAGAAAUACUAUACCUACUGUUAUGUCUUACGACCACAGUCUCUACCUAGAAAAUGGGGACUAUAGAGAUAAAGUAGAGAAGAUGAAAAGAGUUUACGAACUGAUGCAAGGAGUAGAUAGGAAAUAUUCCAAUUUGAGAUCUGCGGCUUCAGUUAGAACUAAUACUGCAACUGCAAGUGCCAAAACACCGCCGAAAAAGAGCGUUCAUGACAGUGCAGACAGUGGUUUUGACAGUGACGUGGAUAAAAGUUUGCUCAAUACAACAGUGCCAGAAACAUCUCCAGAUAGUCUCAAGUCGCAUGCCCUUCACGAUUCAAAGAAAGGAAUGAACACGGAGACGGAAAUCGUUCCCCAAGCACAGGAGCAAAGAUCGAGUGACAAAUUAAACACAGAGAAAGGGGACACGGUGGAGCCCUCAUUAAAAUCCCCGCAUACAGCUGAGAAGUUGCCAAACAUAAAACGUUCGAAAUCAAAAAAGAGAGCAAAAACAAAAAUGGAUCAGUCAGAAGAAAUGCCUUGCCAUACCACCCAGGAAGCCGUGCACUUGCCCUACGUGACACUCCCGAGUCUAGAAGCUGUAAGGGCGGGGAAACCAAAUCCUGGGGGAGUAAGUGCUUUUAGUCUUAUAGAUGACAAAUCGUACAGUAAAUUUGCUCGGAAAAGUAAGCCAAAGAAGUCACAUCUUGGACAAGCCGUCCAAGAAAUGAGACCCGUUUAUGAUAGACUUAUGCCAGUGGACAGCCAAAAAAUGGCCACCGUAUCUACGUUAUUUAAGAAAUCGUCAAAGAAAAAGACCUCGUAAAGAUUUUCUUCUUUUGUAAGUAACUGAGAAAACAGAUUGGUGCUAUUAGAUGGAUAAUAGGUGAUCACACGACUUGGAGAUAGUUUCAAGUCACAUUGCGUUCCACGUUGUCAACUGUCAUUUAAUUUUACAGAGCACAACGUCACUUCGUUUUUCUUUCCUUUUGUUUGUUUUUUUCUCAACUGACUCGCAGUUCGUGAAGUGCAUCGUAACAAAUUUAAGUCUAUCCCAGAAAACGUGAUGGCAUUCGUGUACAUUUAAUGACGUUUUAUCGAACGAUGAGACUUACAGGUCACAUCACGGUCACCGUCGCAAAUCAAAGCGACACGCAAUGACGCGUCACAUCUUGGUUUAAUGGAAGAUCAAUUUGCAAAGAUUUCGUAGUUCUAAAUAAUUUUUUGUGUAAGUUUGCUGAUUUCGUCACGUCUUUCCUGUUAGGAAAGCCCGCAUUUGAAUAAUAAAUCACAUACAACUGUACAGAAUUGUUGAAG